This is a messenger RNA of Clonostachys byssicola, 471 nucleotides long. The record is from the annotation of a GenBank genome assembly. NCBI's taxonomy places the organism in Eukaryota, Fungi, Ascomycota, Sordariomycetes, Hypocreales, Bionectriaceae.
AUGGUUGAUGUUUUGUCUCCGACGGACGGUGUUGAGCAUAGUAGCAUCAUUGCAAGCAACCAAGAGUUUCAGACCCAUCUUUUGCGGCACGGAGCUUCUGUUAUCAACGGCCGUCUCCAUGACGUGCAGAUAGCCCCAGAAACGAGGCUGGUCGAGCACAUGCUCUGGGGGUUUGAAAUUCUCUGGGAAUUGAACUCUGAAAGUCUAGAGUAUGGCGCAAUCGUGUUGGAGGGGGUACGUGACACCAUCGAUUUUAUGGUAAAUGGAGAACUUCGUGCGAGCUACGACGUGGCCAAGCGGGUGAAGACGAUGCAGAUGCCGGUGCAUCCUUGGGCCGGGCCUCCUAGAUACGCCCUAAGGCGAGAGACAGUGUAUCGUAAAUGGCGGAAGUGGCUCGAUGAGAGGAGGAAGCUGAUGGACCAGGGUCUAGAGUUUGAUCCAAAACGGCCUGUACAGAUCAUCUUUCUGUGA